AGCAGAAAGUGACAAAUAUAAACAGUCGGACGCCUGUGUUGAAGGAAAUUACCUCCCGGGACCACUGGCACGUCGCCAGCACAAAGACAUUCAUCUGUUUUGUGUGGCGUCUGACUCACGGACACAACGGAGAGGAGGAGGGAGGGGAGAAUGAGAGGGCGAACAAGACGGGAGAGAGUGAGCAGAACACAGGCUGCGAACACGAGGCAGCAACUGGAAACGGGAGAGAGGCAGGGAAGCCACAACAUCUGAGAGUUUUAAACCUAUGAUAGCGGUAAAGGAUGCGGAGCAAGACUGGGGGGGUCCUCCAACGUGUGGAAGAAAACAAAUUCCACAUCAUGGACUGCGUCAGACAGAGACAGAUUUAGGUUUUGCAGCAGAGGGAGGGCCUUCUUCGUCACUUUCUUCCUCGGGGAAGGUGGAAAUAUAAAGACGAGAUCGGGAAUGUUGAAAAAGACACUUACGAAAGUGGUGCGCAAAGUCUGAAAUGCAUUGGGUGUUAGGUUGAACCGUUUAUCAGCACAAAUUGUUGCUUUCUUGUACAGCCUGGGAAACAAACUUAACCUUCAUGAGCAGAGGAUGCACUGGAUGACAGUUUCAACUGCCUGGGAAACUGCCUGGUCACAUUUUUCCCUGGAAGUACUUAUAAUGUUGGGAUUACUGCCAGCAUUGGAGUUUGUAGCGUUGGACCUGUUUUCAGUGGAUCCUCGACCAAUUUUCAGCUUUUUCUUUUGGUUUGUACACUGCACAAGGGAUGAGACAUCCUGUUCACUGACCCCGGGCUGUCCCACACCACCCUCUUCCCUCGGCUGUGGGACCCAGUGACCAUGCUGACCGAGUGUCCACCGCCAGAAAGAUCAGAGCCCCGAUCCACGCUCAGGCCUGCUGUGACCUCUGCAGCACCAUGUCCCAGGCAGUCGUGGCUCCAUUUGAGACUAACGGCUCACGGCCAGGAGAAGAGUCUGAAGUUCAGCUGAAAUGGGCUGCCCUGCUUAUUGUCAUGGUCAUCAUUCCCACUAUCGGAGGCAACAUCCUGGUCAUUCUCGCUGUGUCCCUUGAGAGGAAGCUGCAGAACGCCACCAACUAUUUUCUGAUGUCACUUGCUGUUGCUGAUCUACUGGUGGGACUCCUAGUGAUGCCCAUUGCCCUUGUCACUGUUUUCUACAACACUGGCUGGCCUCUUCCUGAGUUCCUCUGCCCCAUUUGGCUCUUCCUCGAUGUGCUGUUUUCUACAGCGUCCAUCAUGCACCUAUGCGCCAUUUCACUGGAUCGCUACAUUGCCAUCAAGAAGCCGAUCCAACACAGCCAGUACAAAUCCAGGGCCAAAGCAUUGGUGAAAAUUGCACUGGUGUGGCUCAUAUCCAUUUGUAUCGCAAUCCCGAUUCCUAUUAAGGGGCUUAGGAACUACCAUCUUCCCAACAACAUCACCUUCAAUAGUAACCACACAUGCAUGCUGAAAACAGACACCUUCAGGGAGUUCAUCAUGUUUGGCUCCUUGGCAGCAUUUUUCAUCCCUCUGACCAUCAUGAUGGUCAUCUACCUGCUUACUGUCCAGGUGUUACGCAAAAAGGUUUAUUUGCUCAGGUCAAAGGUGACUCAGAGGGUCUCCACAGUUUUCCAAAGGGAACAGGGUGGGACCUCGCCCCAGGCUGAGCAACUGAACAUGCUGGACAACAGACUUCCAAGGAUACAAGAAAAAUCGAAUGCAGACUCAACAAACUCUCCUCCCGGAGGUGAAAUGAGCUUUCGCAGAAUGUCAACGAUGGGCAAGAAGUCAAUGCAGACUCUGAGCAAUGAGCAGCGCGCCUCAAAGGUGCUCGGCAUCGUCUUCCUUCUUUUUGUAGUGAUGUGGUGCCCUUUCUUCAUUACAAAUAUCACCUCUGUGCUAUGCACCAGCUGUGAUGUAAAUGUAGUUGCCCGCCUCAUGGAGAUAUUUGUUUGGGUUGGAUAUGUGUCAUCAGGUAUCAACCCGCUGGUCUACACCCUUUUCAACAAAACUUUCAGGCAGGCGUUCGCACGUUACAUCACUUGUAAUUACAAAAACUGUGCUGGUGAUGGGCCAGGAAGCCACCAAAGGGCCUCAAACGCAGAUCGGCCCCUAACACGGAUUUCAUUCAAGUCUUCCAUGGCAGAAAACUCUAAACUGUUCAUGAAACACGGAAUGAAGAACGGCAUUGGAGCAGUGAGCUACCAAAGUCCAUUAAGGUGUCGACAAACACCUGCACAGUCAGCCAGUGGCGUUGUGUUAGAUACAAUGAUUCUGACGGAAAACGAAGGUGGUAAGUACGAAGAACAUGUCAGCUGUGUGUAGAAAGAUUUGAAAAAAAUGAUUCAAUUAAUAAUGGAGCACUUGAAGUGCAUCAGAUUUGUGUUGCAAACAUUUCUUCUUUUUUCCUUUUUAAAGACAAAAUGCCUCGCCACCAAAAUUUAAAAUGCAUAAUUGGAACCUGCAGUUGCUCAACCAAUAAUUUAACGCCAGGACUUACUCUUCACUACACAACAGAAUCUUACCAGUUAAUGUUAACAAGCAAUGUCUUUAUAGCAAAUGCAAUACAAGGCAAUGUUUGUAAGUAUGUCAGGCAGUAACACUAUGAAUUCUCAAACACGGUGAGACUGUUCAUACCACACACAAGGAGAGAAAAAAUUAAUAAAAUUUUAGGCCACCAGACGAAAAAAUGUGAGCAAUGGAAUCCUAUUGACAACCUGGAAGUCUUAUGAAUGAAGUAUACAAUAUAUUCUAAUGCUGAGCCUUUCAACUAUCUGAACAUUCUGUAAACCAUCUCAGACCACAUGCUUAUAUUUUAAGACAGCCACAAACAACUCUACCUUCCAAAUCUCUUCUGCACUUAUAAUGCAUUGCACUCCUGAAAUUAUACUUGUUGUAUUUGCUGCAUCUUUUAUGAUCUUGAAUGUGUAUUACAGUCUGAUGUUUUGACAUGUAUAAAGGUUUCCAAAUAAAAGAGUGUAUAUAAAAAAAGGACAAAAUCUAAAAUAAACAGAAAGCAAAGUUUUUAAAUAAAAUAUUUGCUGUCUGGCUGAACUCAAAGAAAAAACGCUACCUGAGUAUCUGUGUUCUUUCACUGCCAGAUUGUGUGCCCAUUUUGGAAAAAAUAACUUAAUUAUGAACAAGUGUUAACCAAAGCACAUCACACAACCAUAUU
Molecule: messenger RNA, 3161 nt
Organism: Scophthalmus maximus (turbot)
Lineage: Eukaryota; Metazoa; Chordata; Actinopteri; Pleuronectiformes; Scophthalmidae
Gene: htr2b
Product: 5-hydroxytryptamine (serotonin) receptor 2B, G protein-coupled
Exons: 4
Coding region: 905-2311 (468 amino acids)
Biological process (GO): G protein-coupled receptor signaling pathway, coupled to cyclic nucleotide second messenger; heart development; vasoconstriction
Cellular component (GO): dendrite; plasma membrane
Molecular function (GO): G protein-coupled serotonin receptor activity; neurotransmitter receptor activity
Source: RefSeq, a predicted model, not a curated record